Molecule: messenger RNA, 489 nt
Organism: Clupea harengus (Atlantic herring)
Lineage: Eukaryota; Metazoa; Chordata; Actinopteri; Clupeiformes; Clupeidae
Gene: alx3
Product: homeobox protein aristaless-like 3
Exons: 2
Coding region: 1-408 (135 amino acids)
Biological process (GO): regulation of transcription by RNA polymerase II
Molecular function (GO): DNA-binding transcription factor activity, RNA polymerase II-specific; RNA polymerase II transcription regulatory region sequence-specific DNA binding
Source: RefSeq, a predicted model, not a curated record
AUGGGCAAGAGCUUGGGAUUGUUUGAGAAAAAAGGUCAAGAUCAGAUCGUGGUCAGGAUGCAGGGCAACCUGUGGCCCGGAGGUGCAGGCUCAGGAGCCGCCGGAGGGCCAGGAUCAGGGUGCGUUCUGGGAGUGGACAACAUGUCGUCCUCCUGCAUGACGCCUUACUCCCAUCCCCAUGGCAACCUCCCGGGCUUCAUGGGCAUGUCGGCGUCUCCUAGCCACCCGCACCAUCACCACCCUCACCACCCGGCCAUCAAUGGCCUCUACUCACUGCACGGCUUUCCAGGGAGCCUGGGGGCCCACUCCUUCGAGCCUAGUCCCGAGUCUGAAUACAAGCCUUCAGGCCUGGUGGCACUGCGCAUGAAGGCCAAGGAGCCCGGCAGCCUCCUAUCCUGGCCAACAUGACCGCAGGGCUGAUCCUCGACUUGAUUUCGGACUGAGUCAGCGUGGACACAUGCAUACCAACAUUCCAGCGCACACAGAACA